AUGGCGGAGCAAUGGGAGCUGGACGAAGAGGGUCUCCGCCGCCUGGGGGCGCUGAGCCUGGAGCAGCCGGAACUGGUGGAGUCUCUUUCAUUGCAGGGAUCUUAUGCUGGAAAAAUUCAUUCCAUUGGUGAUGCUUUUAGAAAUUUUAAAAACCUUCGAUCCUUAGACUUGUCAAGAAAUCUGAUCACUAGCCUGAAGGGGAUCCAGUAUUUAUGUUCACUUCAAGAGCUGAAUUUAUAUUAUAACAACAUUCCUUCACUAGUGGAAGUAUCCCGCCUCCAGCCUUUACCCUUCCUCAAAGAACUAGACUUGAGGCUCAAUCCUGUUGUCAGGAAAGAUACAGAUUAUAGGCUCUUUGCCGUAUACACGCUACAAACUCUGGAGAAACUGGAUGAUCGGACUGUACGGGAAAGUGAAAGGAAAGCUGCCAAACUACAUUUUAGUCAGUUGGGCAACAGUGAAAAUUUUCUUUUAGAAGUGGAAAAAAGUAGCUCUCGGGAGAAGAAAAUGAAUAACUGUGUGACCGAGGAUAGCUCUACAGCAAAAGUUAAUAUUGAUGUGGAGAAUAGAAUUGAAACCGACUCAAACAAAGGACUUUUUAUUCCCUUUCCCAACCGGGAAAUAAAGGAUUCCCUAACGAGUAUUUCUGCAACCCAAGGCAACAGUAUACCAGAGCAGAAAUUAGACACUUUCUCAUCAGGGACACAGAUACAGGAAUUGGCAAGAAGGGAAAUGCCAACUGAGAAUUCCCAGGAAGAUGAAUUCAGACACUACUCACCUCGUCAAUCCACUGUCCGGUCUCCAGAAAAAAUGACUAGAGAAGGGUACCGAAUGUCUUUUUUGGACAAAUCUUCAGGUUCUUCUCCGGAAAGGGACUUGGUACCAAAACCUGAUACUUAUCAACUCACUCAGGAAGCCUCAUUGGGUAAACGCCUGGAUGUAGGAGAUUCUACCCAGACUCAUCCCUAUCAGUUACCUUUGGAGGCUGGUCUUGAAAAUUAUGAUAGUCAUUAUUCUCAAACUCUAUCUCUGCAUGGAAGUCUCAGUCAGAGGCCUCCAAGAAGCAAGAAUUACCGAGAAUAUAGUGUAAAGCCCUCCAAUGAUGUAAAGGUCACCACCUCCCAUUCCUGUGGAGACUUUCUAACCUCGUUGUCAAACCCUGACUCCAGCGCCAACAGGCUUCUGAAGCUCAGUUCAGAUCUGUAUGCCACAACUCAUUUCAACAGUGACCCUGCUUUGCUAGCCAAUGUCGAGCAACAAUCGUCCUCCAACAUCAGUGAUGUUACACCGGCGUCAGGUUCCUUCUCAAACUCCAACCUGGGAGACUCUCUGCGGACCCUGAUCUUACCUUCUGGGUCUUCAGAGAGCAGAGAGAAUUUAACCAAGCGUUCAUUGAGCCCUUCAAAGAGAGGAUUUAAAAGGAAGGACAUCCUGACCACCCUGACUCCAAAGCAAGGCUUCAGAGAUGCAGCUGGCAGUGAGCCUCUCUCUAGUGACCUGGGCAGUUUGCACGGUUUGCCAGGAAACCACAGUUUUCUGGUCUCUGCCAGAACCUCCCAUGUGGCCACAGUCCUCAGGCAGCUCGUGGAGCUUGUGGAGAAGCACUGGAACAGCUCCAGCUCCCUCCUCCUCAACAAGAAGUUUCUCGGUCCUGCCCGAGAUCUGCUUCUGACUUUGGUAGUCCCUGCUCCUUCUCAGCAGCGGUGCCACUCACAUCCUGAAGAAACUUCCAAAGCCUUGCACAGGAGGGAACUAGACUCGAAGGAGGCUGGGCAGCUGGUCCCUAACGACAUGGAAAGUCUGAAGCAAAAACUGGUCAAAGUGCUAGAAGAGAACUUCAUUUUGUCAGAAAAAGUCCAGCAGUUGGAGGAAAAUUCUCCCACCUCACUUGUGGGUGGGCACCAGUCCCACAAUUAUGACGACCUUCUACGAAAAAAUCAGCAGCUGAACAUGCAGGUGGUUUCCCUGAGCCAGGAGCUUGCCCAGCUGAGAAAGUUGGAGGAGACAGUGGCUCUUCUUCACGAAAGUCAGAGAUCUCUGGUGGUAACUAAUGAGUAUCUGCUGCAGCAGCUGAAUAAAGAGCAGAAGGGUUAUUCCGGGAAAUUUCUGCUGCCUCCAGAGAAGAGCCAUCAUCUGGGGAGAUCGUCACCCUUUGGGAAAAGAGUGCUGUCCUCCUCCUCUCCAAUGACACACGACACGGGUCAGUAUCUAAUACAGAGUGUCUCAAACUCUGUCCCAGAGCCUGGUAUAUGGAGCUAG
Suncus etruscus (white-toothed pygmy shrew) is the source of this 2259-nucleotide messenger RNA. RefSeq names its product leucine rich repeat containing 36 (gene LRRC36). The coding region runs from base 1 to 2259 and encodes 752 amino acids. The record is from RefSeq and is a predicted model, not a curated record. Gene Ontology annotation, molecular function: protein binding. Lineage: Eukaryota; Metazoa; Chordata; Mammalia; Eulipotyphla; Soricidae. The transcript has 15 exons.